AUGGUGCGCCCCAGCCCACUCCUCCGCUUUGCCCAGGCUGCGAGGAGAACGCUAACGACUCCAAAAAAACAGUCAUACGGAUACAAUAAUGGCUACGGCGGUAGUGGUGGAGGGGGCUGGGGCCAAUCGAGUGGUGGAUACAACUCUGGAUGGAACCAAGGAGGUGGAGGAGGCGGAGGAGAUCGCAUGGGAAACCUCGGAGGAGGUCUCAAGUCGAUCGACUGGCGCUCUCAAACCCUCGAAAAGUUUGAGAAAAACUUCUACGCCGAGGAUAAGCGAGUCAGCGCGCGCUCAGAUAGUGAGAUUGAAGCGUUUAGACGUGCAAAGGAAAUCAAGGUUCAAGGCAGAGGCGUGCCGCGGCCGGUUACCAGGUUUGAUGAGGUCGGCUUUCCAAACUACUUGAUGUCCACCAUCGAACAGCAAGGCUUUGCUGAGCCCACGCCUAUCCAGUGCCAGGCGUGGCCGAUGGCAUUGAGCGGACGCGAUGUCGUCGCCAUCUCCCAAACCGGUUCCGGAAAGACCAUCUCUUUUGCGUUACCUGCUAUGCUUCACAUCAACGCACAACCUCUCCUCGCCCCGGGAGAUGGUCCGAUCGUCCUCAUCUUGGCACCCACCCGAGAGUUGGCUGUUCAAAUUCAGACCGAAUGCACCAAAUUUGGUGCCAACUCACGCAUCCGAAAUACUGCCAUCUACGGUGGCGCACCAAAAGGCCCUCAGAUUCGCGACCUCCAACGCGGUGUCGAGAUUGUGAUUGCCACUCCUGGUCGUCUCAUCGACAUGCUCGAACAGAACAAGACAAAUCUGCGCCGUGUCACCUACCUCGUUAUGGACGAAGCCGACCGCAUGUUGGACAUGGGUUUCGAGCCGCAAAUCCGAAAGAUUGUUGGACAAAUCCGCCCAGACCGUCAAACCUUGAUGUUUAGUGCAACGUGGCCAAAGGACGUCCAGAAACUCGCUUCUGAUUUCCUCAAAGAUUUCAUCCAAGUUAACAUUGGUUCCAUGGAGCUCACUGCAAACCAAAACAUCACGCAAACUGUCGAAGUGGUUACCGACUUUGAGAAGCGCAACAAGCUGCUCAAGCACCUCGAGCUCAUCUCCAACGAAAACGGCAAGGUACUCAUCUUUGUGGCGACGAAGCGUGUGGCGGACGACAUUACCAAGUAUCUCCGACAAGACGGUUGGCCAGCACUUGCUAUUCACGGUGACAAGGAGCAACGUGAACGUGAUUGGGUCCUCGCCGAGUUCAAAUCUGGUCGCAGCCCGAUUCUGAUUGCUACUGACGUUGCAUCUCGUGGUCUAGACGUCAAGGACGUCAGUUAUGUUAUCAAUUACGAUUUCCCGAAUAAUUGUGAAGAUUAUAUCCAUCGUAUUGGACGUACCGGCCGCGCAGGCAAGACUGGCACGGCGUUUACUUAUUUCACGGCCGAAAACUCGAAAGCUGCAGGCGAACUGGUCGCUAUCCUGCGCGAUGCAAAGCAACAUGUGCCUCCUCAGCUCGAAGAAAUGGUCCGUUAUAGUGGUGGUGGUGGCAAGAACCGGUACGGCGGGGGUGGCCGAGGAGGUGGAGGACGAGGACGGGGUGGAUACCAGUCGUAUGGGAGUGGUAGCAAUGGCUACGGACGAGGAGGAGGGGGAGGAUAUGACCGCUGGUAA
Messenger RNA from Serendipita indica DSM 11827, 1653 nucleotides. Lineage: Eukaryota; Fungi; Basidiomycota; Agaricomycetes; Sebacinales; Serendipitaceae. The record is from the annotation of a GenBank genome assembly.